Molecule: messenger RNA, 2998 nt
Organism: Drosophila subpulchrella
Lineage: Eukaryota; Metazoa; Arthropoda; Insecta; Diptera; Drosophilidae
Gene: wap
Product: DDB1- and CUL4-associated factor 7
Exons: 5
Coding region: 734-1765 (343 amino acids)
Cellular component (GO): nucleus
Molecular function (GO): protein binding
Source: RefSeq, a predicted model, not a curated record
GUUUUUGUGUGAAAAAUCUGGCGAAGAGAUUCUGUUAAAAUUUCUUCUGUUACUAACUCCUCCUGUUACAACGCCUUUAACCGCCGGUGUGUCGCUCCAGAGAAUUGCGUUUGUCCAGUUGUUUGUCAACGGAAUAGGUAAACCUGCCGCAAUUAGCGAAUUCAAAGGCCACACAAACGAAUUGUCGCGUCGCAUUACGUUUCAGUGCUGCCAACUUUUACGGAGUGCCGGGAAUAUAUUAAAUUGCUGGCCAAACAGACGCGCUGCAGCCGAUAUGCUCACGCCGUUGGAUUGAUUUGCUCGUCCUUUUUGUUGGGUAAACUCCGAAGAGUCUGAUUAGUGUUCUCCAGCCUCUAAUUUGGUCGGAAAAACGCCGGCGAACUGUCGGACUCCAGCCGAAAAACGGCCAAGCUGGCAGCACUGCCAGAACAAAAAAUGAAGUGAAUUACGGAAAAAAGGGAUAGCUAAAAGAAAAGCCAAAAGAAAAGCUGGUAGAGUGUGCCAAUGACAGUGGCCAGCGAGGACCUUUAUUUCCUAUUCCAUGACGUUUUGUUGAGUUGUCCACUGCUCUAGGUGGUCAUUUUAUCAUCAUCACCAUUAUUGUCGUCUACGGAGUCGGUGUUUUUUAGUCAACUACCCACCAGCGAAACGGCCUUGAGGAAACUCAACAGCACCUGGUCAUCUAAGUCUUGAUCAUCACCUUAGUCUGGGUUUCCCAUCACACAGUUCAGUUAUGUCAUCCACCGCCGGUAAGCGCAAGGAGAUCUAUAAAUAUCUCGCACCAUGGCCACUGUACUCCAUGAACUGGAGUGUUCGGCCUGAUAAGCGAUUCCGACUCGCACUGGGCAGCUUCAUCGAGGAGUACAACAACAAGGUGCAGAUCAUCAGCCUGGACGAGGACACAAGCGAAUUUAGUGCUAAGAGCACCUUUGACCAUCCAUAUCCGACAACCAAGAUCAUGUGGAUACCGGACUCCAAGGGCGUCUAUCCCGAUCUUUUGGCCACCAGCGGAGACUAUUUGCGGGUGUGGCGUGCCGGCGAACCAGACACACGGCUUGAAUGCGUUUUGAACAAUAACAAGAAUAGUGACUUCUGCGCCCCGCUUACCUCGUUUGAUUGGAACGAGGUAGAUCCAAAUCUGGUUGGCACCUCCUCAAUAGACACCACAUGCACUAUAUGGGGACUGGAGACUGGACAGCCGCACGCCCGCGUCUAUGUGGCGGGACACGUGAAGACGCAGCUGAUUGCCCACGACAAGGAGGUCUACGACAUUGCCUUUUCGCGGGCAGGCGGCGGUCGGGACAUGUUCGCCUCGGUGGGAGCUGAUGGAUCGGUGCGCAUGUUUGAUCUGCGCCAUUUGGAGCAUUCAACCAUUAUCUAUGAGGAUCCUGCCCACACGGCGCUGCUGCGCUUGGCCUGGAACAAACAGGAUCCGAACUAUUUAGCCACUGUUGCCAUGGACUCGUGCGAAGUUAUAAUUUUAGAUGUUCGUGUUCCUUGUACACCCGUUGCAAGACUGAGCAAUCACAGAGCGUGCGUCAACGGUAUUGCGUGGGCGCCGCAUAGUUCCUGUCACAUCUGCACUGCCGGUGAUGAUCACCAAGCACUGAUCUGGGAUAUACAACAAAUGCCACGUGCAAUAGAGGAUCCAAUUUUAGCCUAUACAGCUGCCGAGGGCGAAGUCAAUCAGAUCCAGUGGGGUGCCACACAGCCCGACUGGAUAGCCAUUUGUUACAACAAAGCGUGCGAGAUUCUGCGGGUCUAAGAGUCAAUUUUUUGGUCUGGUCCCUGGCUAUAGCACCUGGUUGCAAUUGCUGAACAACGCACAGUCAACAAAAAACAGAACGUCAGAAAAAACAUACACUACCCACAACAACACACACAUUUGCUGUUGGUUACUUGAAGGCGGAAAGGAGUGAGCUUAAGUUGUAUCGGUUUUUUCAACACGCUUCCGUCGUUUGUUUAAGGGGGUUCACCCAUAUCCCAGCCGAUCCAACGGUUGCCACGAGAAAAACUAUCCCUUGUUUUUUUCUUUAAUCCGAUCGCAGAAAACACAUUUUCGGUUUUAUUAAACCGAGCCAAAGCAAACUCCCUUACUUUAUUGUCUACUGCAAGAAAGAGAGGAAGAAUAACACAGAAGCACAAAAUUGAAAUGUUUGGCCUGUGUAAUUAAAGGAGAAACAGAAAGGUAUUGAAAGAGAGGGAGGUAUCAAGGAGAAAACGAAGGCGACGGAGCAUGUAUUUUAGAAUUAUUAGCUUAGUUGACCGUACAAGUAUGUAAGUCAUGUCUAUGAGGUAUAACCAAAAUAUGUAUUUCUAAUUAUAGUUUAUUUCACACUUGACAAGACCGCCCAGCCCAUGCAAGCCACAAUCUAUUAGAGGCGCUUCAUUUCAUUUGGUUCUUGAUUAUAUAAACCCAAGUAGAAUAGAGAGAAGCAAGAAAGAAAAAAACAAGUAAAAAAACAAUGUCCUACCUCGUUUUUUCAACUAUGAAUAUUGAUUGUUAACCAAGUUUUUGAGUCUGGCCAAAACAGCGAAAGCAACAGCCACAGCAACACACAAAGAAAAAUAAAAACGGAAUGAUGUAGACAGUAACAACGCUUUUUCGAAAUAUUUUUACUUUGUUCAAUUUUUGUAUGAGAACCAAAAACGGGAAACCAACAAAAACAUGAUAUAAUGAAAAAAACCAUGGACUUAAACGAAUGCAAAACAAACAAAAUACGGUAUGAAUUAAAUAAAUAAGUGGAAGUACUUACAUAUAUAAAAGAAUAAAACAAAAACAAACCGAAGAAAAAAUGCACACAACACAGCUAGAUUCUAAUACUAUUUAAAGAUUCAAACUAAAAGCAAAAGCAAAAACAAAUAUUGAAAUAUAUGAGCGAGAGAGAAUACAAGAUUGUUGCUAUAUCCAUUUAAAGAAGAAACGAAACAGAAAUAAACUAUGAUCAUUUCAGAUAAAACAGGACUCUCCUUGAAUAAUCCCAACAACAUCACAUAC